CUACGCGUCAACUACGAAUCCCUGGUAGACUGGAAACAGAAUACUGCCUAUCUCUGGUGCAGUCCUCAAUUCUUCAACACAUCGCGUUUUGACUGUGUCUUCAUCCGGACACAGAAUGGCGUCAUCCUUGGACGUUUAGUCUUCCUUUUUCAAUGCGCCAUUGGGAAUGACUUAUUUCCCCUUGCUCUCAUCCACCCCUUUGACGCUCCGACAGGGCCACGACUUCGACAGGACAAGCAGCUUAACCUUUUCAGAGUUCGUGCACAACCACGCACAAAGGCCGAGUUCUUCUCGGUACAAUCAAUCAUUCGUGGGGCACUCCUAGUACAGGAUUCAGGCGGCAACCCCCUCGAUCACUUCAUUGUUGACACCAUCGACACAGACAUGUUUCUUCGUGUAAGGGAGAUGCACCAGCAGGUAGGUCAUCCAGUGCGCAUCUGA
Suillus fuscotomentosus is the source of this 441-nucleotide messenger RNA. RefSeq lists its product as uncharacterized. The transcript has a single exon. The annotation marks the transcript as partial. NCBI's taxonomy places the organism in Eukaryota, Fungi, Basidiomycota, Agaricomycetes, Boletales, Suillaceae. The record is from RefSeq and is a predicted model, not a curated record.